Molecule: messenger RNA, 1312 nt
Organism: Oncorhynchus masou masou (cherry salmon)
Lineage: Eukaryota; Metazoa; Chordata; Actinopteri; Salmoniformes; Salmonidae
Product: zinc finger protein 239-like
Exons: 1
Biological process (GO): regulation of transcription by RNA polymerase II
Cellular component (GO): nucleus
Molecular function (GO): DNA-binding transcription factor activity, RNA polymerase II-specific; RNA polymerase II cis-regulatory region sequence-specific DNA binding
Source: RefSeq, a predicted model, not a curated record
CAUAGCUACGCUGUUGGCAUCACCUUUUACAGUGGACUUCUGCUGUUGUGGGCCUUUAAUCAUCGGUCUGACUUUGUUGUUCACACAGGAGAGAUACGGAACAAUCGUGGAUCCUCUGGGGAGCCUCAACAACCUCAUGACGCUGAAGAGGGAGAGAAGAGUCUCUCCAGAUCAGAACACCUCAAUAAACACCUGCAGAGACCCACAGAGAAGAGAACUCACUGCUGCUCUGACUGUGGGAAGAGUUUCACCUCCUCAGCAGGCAUUAAAAUUCAUCAGAGAACACACACAGGAGAGAAAUCUUAUAGCUGUGAUCAAUGUGGGAAGAGAUUUACUAGAUCUGACCAUCUGACUCUACACCAGAGAACACACACAGGAGAGAAACUUUAUAGCUGUGGUCAAUGUGGGAAGAGUUUUACAAGAUCUGACCAUCUGACUCUACACCAGAGAAUACACACAGGAGAGAAACCCUAUAGCUGUGAUCAAUGUGGGAAGAGAUUUCGUCGAUCUGGAGAACAGACCGUGCACCAGAGAAUACACACAGGAGAGAAAUCUUAUAGCUGUGGUCAAUGUGGGAAGAGUUAUACUCGAUCUGACCAUCUGACUCUACACCAGAGAACACACACAGGAGAGAAAUUUUAUAGCUGUGGUCAAUGCGGGAAGAGUUUUUCAAGAUCUGAUCAUCUGACUCUACACCAGAGAAUACACACAGGAGAGAAACCCUAUAGCUGUGAUCAAUGUGGGAAGAGAUUUGCUACAUCUGGCCAUCUGGUAUCACACCAGAGAAUACACACAGGAGAGAAAUCUUACAGCUGUGAUCAAUGUGGGAAGAGUUUUUGUCGAUCUGGAGAGCUGACAGUGCAUCAGAGAACACACACAGGAGAGAAACCUUACAGCUGUGGUCAAUGUGGUAGUGGUUUUACAACAUCUAGCUCUCUGACUCUACACCUGAGAACACACACAGGAGAGAAACCUUAUAGCUGUGAUCAAUGUGGGAAGAGUUUUGGUCGAUCUGGACAGCUGACAGUUCAUCAGAGAACACACAGGAGAGAAACCCUAUAGCUGAGAUCAAUGUGGGAAGAGUUUUUGUCAAUCUGGCCAUCUGGUAUCACACCAGAGAACACACAUAGGAGAGAAAUCUUAUAGUUGUGAUCAGCGUGUCAAUAUAUACUCUGAUAAAAGAUAUCUGAUCAAACAUCAGACAAUACAUACAUGAAGGAGUUUUUUUUCGUGAUAUCAAUGAAUUAAUGUCACAAUGUAGAAUGUUUUAACAUUGUAGUCGGAAUAUUUGAAUAAAUUUCACAAUGUAGAA